Panicum virgatum (switchgrass) is the source of this 1955-nucleotide messenger RNA. Its product is annotated as abscisic acid receptor PYL9-like. The record is from RefSeq and is a predicted model, not a curated record. NCBI's taxonomy places the organism in Eukaryota, Viridiplantae, Streptophyta, Magnoliopsida, Poales, Poaceae. Gene Ontology annotation, cellular component: cytoplasm; nucleus. The coding region runs from base 190 to 798 and encodes 202 amino acids. The transcript has a single exon. Gene Ontology annotation, molecular function: abscisic acid binding; signaling receptor activity; protein phosphatase inhibitor activity. Gene Ontology annotation, biological process: abscisic acid-activated signaling pathway.
AGCACCCAACCAUAAAAGGUGAGACACCUUCCUGCAAUCAAUUAAAACCCUUGGUACGGUUCCACACUGGCACUGCUCCUAGGCCGACCUAGAGAGAGAGAGAGAGAAAUUUGACACUACUAUAAUACACACGGGUAGAGAGAGAGAGAGAGUUGAAGAAGCAGCAGCCACCAGCAGCAGGAGGCAAGCAUGGAGCCUCACAUGGAGAGCGCGCUGCGGCAGGGGGGCCUGUCGGAGGCGGAGCAGCGGGAGCUGGAGGGCGUGGUGCGCGCGCACCACACGUUCCCGGGGCGGGCGGCGGGGACGUGCACGUCGCUGGUGACGCAGCGCGUGGACGCGCCGCUCGCCGCCGUGUGGCCCAUCGUGCGCAGCUUCGCCAGCCCGCAGCGCUACAAGCACUUCAUCAAGUCGUGCGACCUCAAGGCCGGCGACGGCGCCACCGUCGGCAGCGUCCGCGAGGUCACCGUCGUCUCGGGCCUCCCGGCCUCCACCAGCACCGAGCGCCUCGAGAUCCUCGACGACGACCGCCACAUCCUCAGCUUCCGCGUCGUCGGCGGCGACCACCGCCUCCGCAACUACCGCUCCGUCACCUCCGUCACCGAGUUCCACCCGGGCCCCUACUGCGUCGUCGUCGAGUCCUACGUCGUCGACGUGCCCGAGGGGAACACGGAGGAGGACACGCGCAUGUUCACCGACACCGUCGUCAAGCUCAACCUCCAGAAGCUCGCCGCCAUAGCCACCUCUGCCUCGUCCUCCUCGCCGCGGCGCCCCGCCGGCAGCACCACAGAUCAUCACUGAUCCAUCAUCAUCCAUGUCGUCUUCUUCAAUCUUCAUGGUGUACCACCGCACAUGCCCGCAUGGUGAUGCUUCUUAAUUGCAUUGGUGCUCAUUUUCGGUCCACUUUUCAUUUUUUUUUUCAGCAGCAAAAAAUAGAAGAGAAGAUGUUGUCAAUUCUCUAUAAACCGUAAUCAUCAAUUGAGGACGCAUUCUUCUUCUUCUUCUUCUUCUUCUCUUCUUGUUUGCUCAUCUUAAUUGUCUACGUACUGGAUUUUGGUUAUUGCAAAUUAAAUCUGAUGAUGAGUUGGUGACAUCGAUCGAAAUGGGGAUGGGUGCAAGUUGGUGUUUUCUUUUUUUUUCUCUCUUCUUAGAUAGAUUGCUCUUUCCUAGUAAAUAUAUAUCUGCCUGCUCUAUCCUUAUCCCUGCAAUGUCAUAAUGCCGUCAGUCUCUUGGUUUUUGUCAAUCAAGGCUGGGUAGUUGGUACCCCUUCCCCCAUACUUUUAAGACAUCCAUUUCUUGUUUGGUUAUCUUGGACUCAGCAAGUUUAUUUGACGAAGAAAGAACAAACUAGUACAAGUCAUGUAUUUGGAGAUUUGCUUGGGGUUCUCGAAUAAAAAAUUUCACUUUGUUCCUGUUCAUGUGCUUCAGCUGAAGAGACUUUGCUUUUUCUCUUCCCUAGCUAGCCUCUCUCAAGUGGAUCAUGUGAUGUGUGUGGAUCGUCAAGGGGAAAUUGCUAUAGGUACAAACUGGAGGGCUUUUGGGGAGGACCCUUCACCUCCACCUGAUUGCUUUGUAAUGAGGAAGCUCUACAGGGAUCGCCACGGUUGCAGAUGGAAUGCUGGUUUCAGCACCUUCGACGUGCCUCACCGCUCUAUGGAUGAUGUUGCCAAACGUCGACCACGCCAUCCCAGGCUGCCAAACCCUGCCCACCAACACGCACACCGAUGUCAAUAGAGAUAAACGUGAUCAUUUUUUUAGAUAAGGAAAUAUAUUAAGCAUAUCUGUUCGAAAAUACAACCACACAGCACAAUGCGUCCCAAAAAAACAUGUAGAUCAUAAUGCAUGUGUGUCAUAAUGUCCUUUGUCAAGGCCACAAAACUUGGCCUAAACUCUACCAUAUGUGAAGUAUUGUUGCCCCCCUUAUAUCAAAAUAAUAUAUAUACAUCGUAUUGAAUAUU